AUGCGGCUCCCCUCUCUGCCGAACCCCCACCCUGCUCGUGUCCGCCCGUGCAACGACGCCGCAGACGACCUUGUGCCAAGCGGCAUUGCAGCGCUCCCGCUCAUCUUACUCGACGAGAUGCGGUCGCGCACCCUUCUAUCGCGCGCGCUCUCCCGACUACUCACUCCCCGGCCUGUGCGGCCGCAAAAGCGUGCACCCAUCCGCCGCACACCCACCCUGCCACCUAACCAUAUGCACCCAUCACUACCCUCGGCGCCAUUCGCGGCCUCGCUCUCCAGAGCUUCCAAGCGCGGAUCAGCAUCCUGUGCAAGGUACGCCUGCUGCCGAUCUUCCUCCGUUCACUCCUUUGACCUGGUCGCACACGCACACGCGCACACACUCACGCACGCGCAUACAUACACAGGAUCACAUUUGCCUGCUCCAGCACCGUCUCAGUCGAUAUCAUCAACAAUACCUCUGCAUCCCCUUUGCCUUCCUCGCCUCCCUCUCCCUGACCCUGCCCGCCCUCCGCACACAGCCGCGGCCCGCAGCCCGCGAGCGCUGGCAGCAGGCCCCGGAGCAUGGACCGUCACGCGCGAGGGGUCUAGUCCAUGCGCGCGGGCCCGCGUGUCAGCGCAGGACCUUGCUGGGCAGCGGCAGGUGCCAGCAUACAUCGCGAUGAGGUGGUGUCAGCGUAUGGAGUGGCUCCAGGACUACGCACGAGUCUGCGAGUCUUACCUCCCCACCACCGUUCCCCUGGUCUCCUCACUCUCAAAACCUGCUCUCAAGGCCAACCUUGGCCUCGAGGCAAAGGUUGACGCAGAGCGCGCAGCCCAUAUUGAUGCCAAGGCCUGCCGCCGCAACCUUUCACAGACGCUUGGGCAGACAUUGGUGCGCAGCUCUCUCUUCCUCUUCCACUCCUUUCUCCUUCUCCCUUCCCCUCUCCUUCUUUUUCCCGCUGUCCCUGCCUUGCUGACUGGCACCACAGCAAUGGAGUCGCGAGACACUGACACCAACAACGACGAAGUGGCGGACAGCAGCGGUGCAGAUGGAGGGCAGGAUGACACCAUGUUCGACACGUAG
Molecule: messenger RNA, 1062 nt
Organism: Heterobasidion irregulare TC 32-1
Lineage: Eukaryota; Fungi; Basidiomycota; Agaricomycetes; Russulales; Bondarzewiaceae
Exons: 3
Coding region: 1-1062 (353 amino acids)
Source: RefSeq, a predicted model, not a curated record